Molecule: messenger RNA, 1829 nt
Organism: Daldinia vernicosa
Lineage: Eukaryota; Fungi; Ascomycota; Sordariomycetes; Xylariales; Hypoxylaceae
Product: choline dehydrogenase
Exons: 3
Coding region: 102-1829 (575 amino acids)
Biological process (GO): secondary metabolite biosynthetic process
Molecular function (GO): oxidoreductase activity, acting on CH-OH group of donors; flavin adenine dinucleotide binding
Source: RefSeq, a predicted model, not a curated record
GAUUCCCUCCCCUAAUCAUGAUCACCCACGCCAUGAUUUUGCUAUUACUGUGUUAUCUAUGUUGACCGCUUCUGUUGUACUAGAUUUGUUGUACUAGAUUUAUGUGCGCAAUGGAUGCUAUCUACGACUAUGUCAUUGUUGGCGGUGGAACAGCUGGCUUGACGCUAGCGGCCAGACUCUCAGAGAAUCCUAAGAUAGCCGUCGCUGUCGUGGAGGCGGGGACCUAUUACCAAAUAAACCAUCCAAUUUUCUCAACCGUCCCUAUGUGUACUGGUGGGUUCACGGGCUCAUCACCCACCGACAUGAACCCGGGCGUAGACUGGGGUUUUAUUACCACUUCACAAAAGGGUGCCGGUAACAGGGAGUUGCACUAUACGCGGGGAAAGUGUCUUGGUGGAAGUUCUGGGAGAAAUGCUAUGAUGUACCUACGCCCUGACAAAGGCUCUCUUGAUCAAUGGGCGGAGCUAGUCGGGGAUUCCACAUACGCGUUUGAAAACAUGCUGCCUUACUUUCGGAAGAGUUGCAAGUUUACCCCAGCGGAUCCUAGACCUGGAAACGAUGCCUUCUCGUCAGAGAGCGGCCCGCUACACGUGUCAUACGGCAAUAACGUCCGACCAUUCUCUCAAUGUCUUGGGCGAGCCUUCAGUCAGAUUGGAAUCCCAACCAUCGGAGAUUUUAAUAGUGGUAGUCUAUUAGGCUCCCAAUUCUGUACGUUUACUAUCGAUCCUACCACAGCAACCAGAAGCUCUGCCCAGACCUCAUUCCUGGACCUUUGUCAGGCUCGACCGAAUCUCAAAGUAUUCCGUGAGACGCUCGCUAAGCGGGUCUGUAUUAAUGGAAACAAACAGGCCACCGGUGUUCAGAUUAGUUCCGGCCUAGUAUUAACGGCUCGACGUGAAGUUAUUUUGUCUGCCGGCGCUUUCCAAUCACCACAGCUCCUCAUGGUUUCCGGGAUUGGUCCAGCAGACACUCUCAAAAGGUUAGGUAUUCCGGUUAUUGUGGACAGGCCCGGAGUCGGACAGAAUUUGACAGAUCACAUAAUGUACGGGCCGUGCCACCGCGUUAAAGUCCAAACUAUAUCAACGGUCGUAGCCAACCCUGCCCAAAUUGUCCCGUUGCUAUUCGACUACGUUAAAAACGCAAGGGGUCCUUUGGCAAACCCGGGUAUUGAAUACGUGGCCUUUGAGAAAAUACCCAGGCAUCUGAUAUCCGAAGAAGCUUCCGCUAAGCUCUCCCAGUUACCUCAUUCAUGGCCUGAUAUGGAAUACAUAUCAAUGGAUUCGUAUUCGGGUGAUCUCUCAUCUCCAUUGUUCAACUUACCCAAUGAUGGCCAUAAUUACGCCAGCAUUCUAGUUUCUCCAUGCGCGCCGUUAUCACGCGGUAGUGUCACUAUUACCUCUGACGAUACGGCAGAUCUCCCGGUCGUGGAUCCAAACUGGCUAUCGGACCCCAUUGACGCCCAGCUAGCAGUGGCUGGGUAUAAGCGGGCGCGGGAGCUUUUCUCGUCAUCAGCCAUGCGAGAUAUCCUCCUGGACUCAGACCCGGAAAAGGAAUUCUUCCCCGGUCUUGACACUGUGAAGGCCGACGAAGAGAUUCUGCACACGAUCCGUAAUACUAUGACCACUAUCUACCAUGCCUCUGGGACUUGUCGCAUGGGGCGCGCCGGAGACCCCACUGCUGUGGUAGACCCGCAUGCUAGGGUUUUCGGUGUAGAGAGACUGCGUGUCGUCGACUCAAGCGCUUUUGCCCUAUUACCCCCAGGCCAUCCGCAGAGUAUGGUAUAUGCACUGGCCGAGAAGAUUGCCGAAGAGAUUCAAAACGAGGGUUGA